AUGAGCAAGAAUAUCCUGUUCCUUAUUGCUGAUGAUCUCGGCAAAUGUCUCAGCUCGUACGGGACCAAAGGGCUUUCCACCCCCCACAUGGACCAAUUUAUAUCGCAGAGCGUCACCUUCGACCAAGCCUUCACCAGCACGGCAUCAUGCAGCGCCAGCCGCACUGUGAUGUACACCGGGCUACACCCGCAUGAAACCGGCCAGUACGGUUUAGCCGGGGGGAAUGCCCACUUCCAGACCUUUGAGCAUAUCCAGACCGGGCCAAAACUGUUCAACGCCCUCGGAUACCAGACGGGGAUUAUCGGCAAGGUUCACGUUGGGCCUGGACAAGUGUUUCCCUGGGAAGUGAGGGAGGAGAGUGGGAGCCGGAAUGUGGCCUGGGUGGCUGAACGGGCCGAGGCUUUUCUGGACCACGCUUCCGAGACGAAACGGCCCUUCUUCCUGACUGUUGGGUUUAUCGAUCCGCAUCGAGACAUCACGACUCGAGGCGAGUUCGGGAACUCGGAGACAUGCAACGAUACGUUUAUCCCCCCGGAGAUCAAGCCGGACGAGGUGGAAAUCCCGCCCUGGUUGACGGACGUGGCAGAGACGCGCAUCGAGUAUGUGGAAUACUACAAAGCAAUUGCUCGGCUGGAUUACGGGGUGGGAUUGAUUCUGGAUGCUGUACACCGUCGAGGAUUGGAUGAAUCAACAUUGGUGGUGCUGUGCAGUGAUAACGGGCCUCCCUUUAUCAACUCCAAAACAACUCUAUACGAGGCAGGGAUCCAGUUACCGUUCAUCAUGCGAGUGCCGGGUUCUUCCCAAGGCAUCCAUAACCCCAACAUGAUCUCGUAUAUUGACAUCCUGCCAACCUUUCUCGACUGGGCGGAGACACAACCGCCGCCUCCUCCUCGCCGGCUGGGGAGAUCGUUCCUAUCGAUCGUCAACCGUGAAGAUGUUCUAGACGAACAACACUGGCAGCACCAAGUAUACGGAUCGCAUACUUUCCAUGAAGUGGCGAAUUACUGGCCGACACGCUUUCUCCGGAAUAGACGGUUCAAAUAUCAUCGGAACAUCGCGUGGCAAUUGGAUUUUCCUUUUGCCUCCGAUUUAUACGCCAGUUUGACUCUGGAAGGGAUCCGUCGGAACCAUCUGAAGAAUGACAAUGAAAAUGAUACCGACGAUGAUGUCAUGGUUGGUUCUCGAUCGCUUAGACAGUACGUCCGGCGCCCACGUGAAGAACUGUACGAUCUCGAGACCGACGCCCAGGAGGUGAACAAUCUGGUGGCGAGCGAAGCACACCAGACGAUCCUCGUACGGAUGAGGAACGAUCUGGAGAAGUGGCAGGCCGAUACGAGAGAUCCAUGGCUGCUCAGGGACGGCCAGAGCGUGGUGGCCUUGCAGCGGUAUGCCGCAGACGGAUUGAAGAUGCCGAACAAGGCGGAUUUUGUCUUGGAUAGUGUGGCAUACAGCCGGAUGAAGCAGUACAGGGUGGAUGAUCCGGCUUUGCUGCGCAGUGAAGAGUAA
Penicilliopsis zonata CBS 506.65 is the source of this 1506-nucleotide messenger RNA. RefSeq lists its product as hypothetical. Gene Ontology annotation, molecular function: arylsulfatase activity. The record is from RefSeq and is a predicted model, not a curated record. NCBI's taxonomy places the organism in Eukaryota, Fungi, Ascomycota, Eurotiomycetes, Eurotiales, Aspergillaceae. The transcript has 2 exons. The coding region runs from base 1 to 1506 and encodes 501 amino acids.